AUGUCGGCUCACUACGUGGGACAGAUCGCACCUAACUACAUCCAUUCCACGAUGCAGUCCAACAGUUCGGAUGAUUCUUUCACCUUUACCGUCGGCAAGCUUGAUGCUGGCAUGGCCAUCCUCAUCGGUGACAAGGCUUCCCUGAUCGAGUUCCCCUCUCUCCUCCUCCCACCAGGUGUGUCUUCGGGUAGCGUCGUCAACAUCCGUGUACUGCGAAAUGACCAGCAGGAACGACGCCAGAAAGACGAGUUCGAUCAACUACAAGAGGAUAUUCUCCACACUUUCGGUCAACAAUCGCCCAAGCCACCAGCGCUCAGGCUCCGAAAUGUGACCCAAACUUCUGUAACACUGGAAUGGGAUCGCCUGACGCUGGCGACUGCCACGUUGCUGUCACUCGACAUCUAUCGAAACGGUCAGAGGCUGGCACCUAUUCCGAAUCCGCUUCACAACACAUCUACCAAGUUGUCCGGUCUGGAUGUUAAUGCAGAGUACACUUUCCAUCUCGUACUCAAGACCACUGCCGGUACCUUCUCGUCGCCCGUGAUCAAGACACGCACUCACACGAUCAACGACACCUCCGGAAUCAGCGUCUGCUUCGGUCAUGUACACGAUGCCGAGAUGCUGCAAGCAGCUAAGAAGGCGCUCACCAGUAUGAAGGCAAAAUGGCACGACCGCAUCCAGAUUGAAACAACGCACUACGUCUGCACCGAUCCAAGGAGUCCGGGAGAUGUCAACGCGCCACAGGGCUCGCAAGGCCAAGGGUAUAGCAAGGCAAUGCAGUUGAGCAUCCCAGCUGUGCUGCCGCAUUGGAUCUUUGCAUGUCACGAUCAGAAAAAGAUGGUCGGCAUUUCGGCUUUCUACCUUGACCAAGAUCCACCCAACGCCAGCACAAUCAGGCAGAGCAUUGACCAGGUGCUGGGCAAGCAAGUUACAUCCACAUCCGCAUCCACAUCAGCGUCAACGACUGCACCAACCCAAAAUGCAGCCGAGUCUGCAGCCAACACCACCGCUAAUGUGUCCCCACCUCCUCCUCCUCUCGAGAAGGAUGCGGCUACACCAAAGGUGGUAGAUGACCGAGUCGCAACGCAGCCAGCACCGCCUGCUGCAGAGGACGUCUCGCCACCCACCGAGCAAGCUGCCGACUCGGCCGCAGCCGCGCCCGAGGUGUCUGGUUCAGCGCUAGGUCUCAGCCUGACUGAUUCACAGCCGUCUUCAUCCACACCGAUCAUUACCACCUCAGCACCGUCCGAAGAUGCCGAUGUCCAACUACCAUCUUCCGCCACCACCGUCCCACCGCCUCCUCAAGUGAUUAUCACUUCGAGCGAGUCGCAAGAACAGCUCACGUCGGACGAGCCAGCAGCAUCUGCCACCAGCCCAGAAGGCGCACAUACCCACAUACAAACCCUCGGCGAAACAGACGAAGACGGAGACGCCGACGCCGACGCCGAUGGCGAGAUGGACGACGUCAGCCUGGGAGGCCCAAAUGCAGACGACGAGAUGGACCAGGACAAGCGUGUGUAUUAG
Mycosarcoma maydis (corn smut) is the source of this 1524-nucleotide messenger RNA. RefSeq lists its product as uncharacterized. The coding region runs from base 1 to 1524 and encodes 507 amino acids. The record is from RefSeq and is a predicted model, not a curated record. Gene Ontology annotation, biological process: conjugation with cellular fusion; Golgi to plasma membrane transport. The transcript has a single exon. NCBI's taxonomy places the organism in Eukaryota, Fungi, Basidiomycota, Ustilaginomycetes, Ustilaginales. Gene Ontology annotation, cellular component: exomer complex; trans-Golgi network. Gene Ontology annotation, molecular function: protein dimerization activity.